Molecule: messenger RNA, 3551 nt
Organism: Sceloporus undulatus (fence lizard)
Lineage: Eukaryota; Metazoa; Chordata; Lepidosauria; Squamata; Phrynosomatidae
Gene: YAF2
Product: YY1 associated factor 2
Exons: 4
Coding region: 401-967 (188 amino acids)
Biological process (GO): positive regulation of DNA-templated transcription
Cellular component (GO): nucleus
Molecular function (GO): transcription coregulator activity; DNA binding
Source: RefSeq, a predicted model, not a curated record
GGAAAGACUAGGCCUUCGUCGUCGUGGUCGCCUCGCCUCAGCCACCACCGUCUGGGGCGCCUAGGCCUUGGCCUGGCUGCGGCCUGCCUCUGGUUGGCGACCGGGGGACACGUGAGGGAGAAGGAGAAGAAGGGGAGGCUGGGCCCCGGGAGGGAGAAGCAGAGGCGGCGGCGGCGGCGGCAUCAUCGUCGUCGUCCCCGCUUAACACCGCAAUAAGCGGCGGGGUGGUUGUGUUGGCGGCCGCGGCUCCUCCUUUUCCUCCUCCUCCUCCUCCAUCAUCAUCAUCGUCGUCGUCGUCCUCCUUCUGCUGCCGCCGCCGCCGCCGCCUCGCUCCUCCUUAUUGACAAAUAAUACACAAAGGGCCGCGCGGGGCUGGAGGAGAGGCGUCUCUGGAGCCGGCAUGGGAGACAAGAAGAGCCCCACCAGUGCCGGGUGCGGGCUGCCCUUUAGGCCGAAGCGGCAGCCGAAACCCUCCUCGGACGAGGGCUACUGGGACUGCAGCGUCUGCACCUUCCGCAACAGCGCCGAGGCCUUCAAGUGCAUGAUGUGCGAUGUGAGGAAGGGCACCUCCACCCGGAAACCUCGACCUGUCUCUCAGCUCGUUGCGCAGCAGGUUACCCAGCAGUUUGUGCCCCCUACACAAUCAAAGAAAGAGAAAAAAGACAAAGUAGAAAAGGAAAAAAAUGAAAAGGAAACUGCUAGCAAAAAGAACAGUCAUAAGAAAACCAGGCCCAGGUUGAAAAACGUGGAUCGAAGUAGUGCCCAACACCUGGAAGUUACUGUUGGUGAUCUAACAGUCAUUAUUACAGACUUUAAAGAAAAAACUAAGCCACCACCUGCUUCCAGUGCAGCUUCUGCAGAUCAGCACAGUCAGAGUGGUUCUAGUUCUGACAAUACAGAGAGAGGAAUGUCCAGGUCGUCUUCACCUAGAGGAGAAGCCUCGUCAUUGAAUGGAGAAUCUCAUUAAAAUUUAUUUCUUGCAGUUUCUUUAGUCUUUCCUCUCCAGAAUUUGCAAAUAUACACAACUUCUGCCAACAGUUACCACAUUUUCAUGACUUGUUACCCACCAUGCACGAUUUGUAUGUUUACUCCAAUAUGAUUUAUGCUGUUUUAUACAAGUAAAGUGCAGCAGUGAAAUUAAAUUUCACUGCCAUAUGAAAAACAUUUUCAGAUCAACUUUUUAAUCUGCAUAUAAAAAGGUGCCAUGAAAAUGUGGUUUGAAUGUUCUUGAUGCAGUGUUACUGGUAAGUCCAUUUUCACAUUUAGUUUAGUGAAUUCUAACACAGCUCUUGGAUUCUAUACUAUUGGCAUGUACUGAAUUAAAUUUUUAUAACAUAGUUCAAACUGCCUAAAUAUGUAUUAUUUGAGAAUUGUGAAACAUAGUUAUAUGUAUGCAAGUCAAAGAUCAACUUAAUCAACUAUUGCUGCAAAAGACUUUUCGUAAUGAUUAUCUUUAAAACACCUGCUGGUACUUGGUGUGGUUGAAUAGGAAAAAUGUUAUUAAAUAAAACGUUUGUAUGAAUUUUUGCCAAUGUCUGACACACUUUACUAGAUUACUGUUACAAAUUAUAUUGCUGGCUUCUCCAUUAUUUUCCUCACACAUUUAGAACAUUUCUUGUAAUGUUUACAAGCAAAAAAAAAGAGUAAAUUGUUACAAGCAUUAACUGUUUAGCUUUAUAAUUCAAGUAUAGUACUACCUUGUCCUUAUACACUGGUAUUCUAUGUUAAGGAACAUUAAUUUGUUCUCAAGUUAUUAGGCUUUUUUGUUUUAUUUCCUCUUAAUCUGGAUUUUAUACCUAACUACUAUUGAUACCUUAAAAUUCAAAAUUAAUACUGUUCCACUAGGCUUAGCCAUCUUUCCUUCACCCAGAGUAGUUCAGUGUUAAAGUGAUAUAUCAGUUCAGCUGCAGGCUGGGAUCCAAAGAGGCUCUUACAUUUGUAAAAGAGUUUUAGUGCAAGCUUGCGGUUUCCCUUUUCUUCUUCAGCCAUGUCUCUUUGCACUGCAUCAGAGACCAUUCCCAAAGAUCUCCUGAGUCUUGGAAGUGGGCAGUGCAGAGGACUGCAGCUAGAAGAGGUAAGCCUUGGAAGCCGAGUUUGUGCGUGAGCAUGUGUGCGUGUGUGUGGAAAUUCCCUGUGCAGCCUUUUGGAUCCAGGCCAAUGAUAUUAAACGUUGCACCAGAGUGAAUAAAUAAGCAAGUACUGUAGUGUGUAUAUAUAACAUUUGCUCCUAUAUCAGCCUUUUUUUUUUAAAUAAAAGAUCCUUUAUUAAAUAUUAUAGAAUAAAUCAUAGGAAAAAUGCAGUUCUUUCUUUUUGAUAUAGUUGUGAACAUUUAUGCAUUUUAGCAAUAUAUAGAUACAGAACAAAAAAAGAUUUACAGUCCCCUUCGGUAUUAUGUAAACUUUCCAAUAAAAUAUUUUUAUGAGUAUAGGUUUUCCAGUUUUGUUUACAAUCAGUUUAAAUGUUUGGAUGCACCAAUUAAACAACCAUUCAUUCACUAGAAAUAUAAUAAGAAAUACAUUAGGAGGGAAGAUGGUUUGUAACACUAAAAAGUGUUUUUAUACAUAAGUGUGCCAACCAAAUUAAGGGUGCUUACAGCUCAGAAUGUACAUUCGGUUCUAAAAUGAUGCUGUUUCCUGGCCUGCUGUCCUAACAAUUCAGAAAUCAUUUAUUAUAACUGACCGCACAAUCCUAUGCAUGCUUAGUCAAAAAUGUCCUAUUUGGUUCAGUGAGAUGGCAAGAUAAAAUUUUAUGUGACUGCAGUCUCUCACUGUAAUCCUUUUAAAAGUUUUGAAUCUGCAACCUGAUGCUACAGCCUUUAUAAGGUAUGAGCCCCAUGGUGCAUAUGAACUGACUUUUAAGUAAACAAGCUUAAAAUUGCACCACACAAUUAUUAUUUGCAUCAAUAAUGAAAGCGUCCUAAUUCAUUCUCCUCUAAACUUGUUAUGUCUUCCUAUUGCUCCGUUACUUGCUCGCAUCAGCAUCAUAUAACCAUUCUUGAAGAUGCAGACUGACUCAGUAGGAAUGGCUCCCUUUACUAUUGGGCCAUCAGCAGUAAGGACACUAAAAGAGCAAGAGAAGUUAUCUAGUCAAAUUAUAUAUUUGAGGUUCUUACUUCAGGCUGUAAUCUUAUUCCUACUAUUCUGGGAAUAUGUCCUGUUGAAGUCUGUGGAAUUUAAAUAGGUAGAAUUGGGCUGUUAAAGUUUCUACACACGUCAUCCAGUUAUUGGUGCAAGAAGCACCAUUCCCAUUCUAGCAAAGAAUUCACUUUUCCUCUCUGAAAGUAUUUAUUUUGAAACCAGUAUAAAACAAUAGGGUGGAAAUUUUGGUAAUAACUCUAACCUAAAAAUAUUAAGUAUAACAGCCUUUCAUCUAGAAUAUUGGAAUUUUGUAGCCCCUGACAAUUGUGAUGUUUGCUGAUUUCUUGUAGUAAUGUAUUUUUCUGUUUUAAACUGCAGUACUUCUACAGGCACAAUGGUACUGUCUAUUUUGUACGAUGUUAGUUGUAAAAUACACAUAGUUGCAUAAAAUGAGUCUGAUGUGAUAUCUAAAA